AUGGACCUGAAGAUGUUCCUGCUCUUCACUGUAUUUCUGCUUCACUCUGCCCUGGGCUUCCCUGUUCAGGGGAUCUAUGAAAACAGCACAACAACAACAGAACCUGCUGAGGUUACUACUACACAAGAGGAUAUAUAUGAAUCUCCAUUGCCCACAGAGACUGACGGCGAGGAUGAGGAUGAGGUUAUUUUUAACAGAAUUCUGAAGGCUAACCAAGACAGCUCUCAGUUCUUGCAAGAGGGUGAUAUAGUUCCACGGAGGAGUCGCAGUGCCAUCAACUGUCGCAACUGCAACUGGCCCCAGUCAAGUGAUGGCAUCGUUCAUGUUCCUUAUGUCCUGGAUCCUACUUAUGAGGAGAACCACAUCAAAGGGAUUCAUGAUGCCAUGGCAGAAUUUGAGGCACUGACCUGUAUUAAUUUUGUGAAGCGCAAGACAGAACGCGACUACCUCAACAUCAGAUCUGCUGAUGGCUGCUGGUCCAACUAUGGGAGAGUAGGAGGUGGACAGACUGUCUCUGUGAUGAAAGGAGGCUGCAUGUGGAAAGGAAUAAUUCAGCAUGAACUGGAGCAUGCUCUGGGCUUUUUGCACGAACAUUCUCGAAGCGACAGAGAUAAACACGUAAAGAUCAUGUGGGAGUACAUCAGUCCAGCUGACAGGUCAGACUUCAAGAAGUUUGAAAACUCCAAUAACCUGGGCCUUCCGUACGACUAUUCCUCAGUCAUGCACUAUGGCCCAUACACCUUCACUAACACCACUGGGAAAGCAACUAUUGUACCAAUUCCUGACGGAUCAGUACACAUUGGACAGAGGCAGGGGCUGAGCAACUUGGAUGUGGCCAAAAUCAACAAACUUUACAACUGCAGCCGUUGCAGCACUAUCCUCGACGCACCCUCUGGGUUUCUGAGAUCUGCCAACCACCCAAGAAAUUACUCAGACAACACCAACUGUGUCUGGCUCAUCCGAACCCGAUCCAGGAAGGUUUCCCUGCAGUUUCAAGCCUUUGAGCUGCAGAAAACCAGAGGUUGUCAGGGUGAUUAUGUUAAAGUUUAUGAUGGAUCCAGCAAGUCUUCUCCAGUUCUAAUGGACAAGACCUGUGGAUCAAAGAUACCAAAUGACAUAGUUGCUUCUGGUAGUCUUAUGCUUGUAGAGUUCAUCUCAGAUGGUGCUGAUACAGCCUCUGGUUUCCAAGCAACCUUUACUGCUGUGUUUCCAUUGACUGAGCAGAUUGUCAAGAGAAGGAUUAUUGAUGUUAAAAGAAGCAAUGCAAAGAACUGCAAGCAGCAGAAGCUACAAACAGUGAGAGUGGAAGAAGAAACCUAA
Molecule: messenger RNA, 1320 nt
Organism: Acanthisitta chloris (rifleman)
Lineage: Eukaryota; Metazoa; Chordata; Aves; Passeriformes; Acanthisittidae
Gene: ASTL
Product: astacin-like metallo-endopeptidase (M12 family)
Exons: 13
Coding region: 1-1320 (439 amino acids)
Biological process (GO): proteolysis
Molecular function (GO): zinc ion binding; metalloendopeptidase activity
Source: RefSeq, a predicted model, not a curated record